Molecule: messenger RNA, 1884 nt
Organism: Cebus imitator (Panamanian white-faced capuchin)
Lineage: Eukaryota; Metazoa; Chordata; Mammalia; Primates; Cebidae
Gene: SPNS3
Product: sphingolipid transporter 3 (putative)
Exons: 12
Coding region: 50-1576 (508 amino acids)
Biological process (GO): transmembrane transport
Cellular component (GO): membrane
Molecular function (GO): transmembrane transporter activity
Source: RefSeq, a predicted model, not a curated record
CCCGGGGGCCGGUCCCUGCCAGGAGCUGCAGGCUGGCGUGGCUGGGAAGAUGUCAGCGCAGUGCCCCGAGCCUAGGCCAGGAGGGUCGCAGGGCCAGUCCCCAGGGCCAGGCAGGCAGUGUCCCCCUCCUGCCCCGCCUGCCCGCUGGAGCCUGCCCCGGUGGAGGGCCUACGUGGCUGCCGCCGUGCUCUGCUACAUCAACCUCCUGAACUACAUGAACUGGUUCAUCAUCGCAGGAGUGCUGCUGGACGUACAGACGUUUUUCCACAUCAGUGACAGCGAUGCUGGUUUGCUUCAGACUGUCUUCAUCGGCUGCCUGCUGCUGUCUGCACCCGUGUUUGGCUACCUGGGUGACCGACAUAGCCGGAAGGCCACCAUGGGCUUCGGGAUCUUGCUGUGGUCAGGAGCUGGCCUGGCUGGCUCCUUCAUCCCACGCCAGUAUGCUUGGCUCUUCUUCCUGUCCCGGGGCACCAUGGGCACUGGCUCCGGCAGCUACGCCACCAUUGCACCCACUGUCCUGGGCGACCUCUUUGUGAGGGACCAGCGCACCUGCGUGCUGGCCGCCUUCUACAUCUUCAUCCCCGUGGGAAGUGGCCUGGGCUAUGUGCUGGGGUCGGCUGUGACGGCGCUGACCGGGAGCUGGCGCUGGGCCCUCCGAAUCAUGCCCUGCCUGGAGGCCGUGGCCUUGAUCCUGCUUAUCCUGCUGGUUCCAGACCCACCCCGGGGAGCUGCGGAGACGCAAGGGGAGGGGUCUGCAGGAGGCUCCAGGAGCAGCUGGUUCAAAGACGUCAGAUACCUGGGGAGAAACUGGAGUUUUGUGUGGCUGACCCUCGGCGUGACCGCCAUGGCCUUUGUGGCCGGAGCCCUGGGCUUCUGGGCCCCCAAGUUUCUGCUGGAGGCGCGCGUGGUCCACGGGCUGCAGCCUCCCUGCUUGCAGGAACCGUGCAGCAACCCCGACAGCCUGAUUUUUGGGUCACUGACCAUCAUAACCGGCGUCAUUGGGGUCAUCUUGGGGGCAGAAGUUGCGAGGAGGUACAAGAAAGCCAACCCAAGAGCUGAGCCCCUCAUCUGUGCCUCCAGCCUGCUCGCUGCAGCCCCCUGUCUCUACCUGGCUCUCGUCCUGGCCCCGACCAACCUGCUGGUGUCCUAUGUGUUCCUGGCCCUUGGAGAGCUGCUUCUGUCCUGCAACUGGGCGGUGGCUGCUGACAUCCUGCUGUCUGUGGUGGUGCCCAGGUGCCGGGGGACAGCAGAGGCACUCCAGAUCACGGUGGGCCACAUCCUGGGAGACGCCGGCAGCCCCUAUCUCAUGGGACUUAUAUCUAGUGCCCUGCGGGCCAGGCGCCCCGACACCUACCUGCAGCGCUUCCUCAGCCUGCAACAGAGCUUCCUGUGCUGUGCCUUCGUGGUCGCCCUUGGGGGCGGAUGCUUCCUGCUGACUGCGCUGUACCUAGAGAGAGACUGGGCCCGGGCCUGGCAGCCUGGCACAGGGACCCCAGACAGCAAGGAUGUGGACAGCAAGGACCUGGAGAGACAAGCCCUGCUUUCUGGCACCGGGGCCUCCACAGAGGAGCCCUGAGGUGCCCGCCUGCACCCACCCCGCCUGCACCCACGCCACCUGCACACCUCCCGCCCGUCCCCAUGGUAGCAAUGCCUCCGUUCCUCUUUGGCUGUCCUCAGCGACUCCCGCUGAGGCGCAUCUGCCACGUUUGCGUUCCCGGCUGGAGAGCUGGCAGGACCCUGUGGCUGGGCUGGGAAUUGAGCUGUCAGCACCCUGCGUGGGAGGCCUGGGCCUGUGCCUGCGGCCAGCUCACGGCUGCUCCAGCCUGGGGUCCUCAGCCUGGCUGCUGCGGGGCCAGUACAAAUCCCACGGAUUUCGGGCCUGUA